AUGCCAAAGCCGGUACAGAAUCAGAAACGCGAAAAAGAAAAAGGACAGCUCGUGCUGGAGCGACGCCCGUCCAGGGCCUCUGCAGCUCGGCGGCAGAGAGAGGGCUCUGACGUCAUUAUAAGUAAAAGUGACCCAGUGGGCAUUGGAGUAGGACUCUUCGGAAAGGAAAAGAAAUACAGUGAGGAGGAUGAAGACAAACCCGUCGUAAUUAGAACAAGUGUCCAUUCUGGAAUUGGAUUCAGUACACACCCACCGGACAGACAUAGAGAUAUGCCGAUCAGAAUGCGUCGCUCUAGCACAUCCCAUAAAAUAGAAGAAUCAAAAACAUCUGAAUAUACUGAAGAAGCAGCCGAAUCUAUUGCUACGUUGUCUGGAUACGCGAAUGUGCCCCCUCGUAGUCGUGAUCAUCUAAGUACAGUACCUGAAGAUGCUGCAUGCAACUUUCAAGCGUCAGAGGAGAACAAAGAUGGUCCGCAUUCUCGCCGUGAUUCUAAUGGGAGAGUUACUCCUGAGAUCAAGAUUAUCGAGCCAACACCACCCACUAGUCAAGCUAGUAGUAAGAAAGUUGCAAACAGUCGAGGCCAGGAAGGAGCCAAUAGUAAUAAUGUGAGCAAGCAGGGUGACAAUGAUGAUAGUGAGACUGGAAGCAUUAGAAGUAGACAUCCAGAGGAACAUGAUAUUGAUGGCUGGACUGAGGCACGGGCCAGGGAGGCUUACAGAGAAGGGAAACUCGGAGGGGAGACUGGUAAAAAGAAGAAUUCCUAG
This is a messenger RNA of Fomitiporia mediterranea MF3/22, 765 nucleotides long. RefSeq lists its product as uncharacterized. The transcript has 2 exons. Bases 1 to 765 code for a protein of 254 amino acids. The record is from RefSeq and is a predicted model, not a curated record. NCBI's taxonomy places the organism in Eukaryota, Fungi, Basidiomycota, Agaricomycetes, Hymenochaetales, Hymenochaetaceae.